GCAGUUGUUUGGGCUGUCCCUGUGGCUGGUUCUGGGGUGUGCGGCCAGCCAUGGAGCGCUCUGGGCCCAGCGAAGUGACAGGCUCAGACGCGUCGGGACCGGACCCGCAGCUUGCGGUCACCAUGGGCUUCACGGGGUUCGGUAAAAAAGCUCGCACAUUUGACUUGGAAGCAAUGUUUGAACAAACUCGAAGGACAGCUGUGGAAAGAAGUCGCAAAACACUGGAAGCAAGAGAAAAAGAGGAAGAAAUGAACAGAGAGAAAGAAUUAAGAAGACAAAAUGAAGAUAUUGAGCCAACAUCCUCAAGAUCAAAUGUGGUCAGAGAUUGCUCCAAAUCAUCUUCCAGGGAUACGAGCAGCAGUGAAAGUGAACAGAGUUCUGACUCUUCUGAUGAUGAGUUAAUUGGCCCUCCUUUACCCCCUAAAAUGGUAGGAAAACCAGUUAAUUUUAUGGAGGAAGAUAUCCUCGGUCCUUUACCUCCACCUCUUAAUGAAGAAGAAGAAGAAGCAGAGGAAGAAGAAGAGGAAGAGGAGGAAGAGGAAAAUCCUGUUCACAAGAUUCCUGACUCGCAUGAGAUAACGCUGAAGCAUGGCACUAAAACAGUGUCUGCUUUGGGUCUGGAUCCCUCAGGUGCCCGUUUGGUGACAGGAGGAUAUGACUAUGAUGUUAAGUUUUGGGAUUUUGCUGGAAUGGAUGCUUCUUUUAAGGCAUUUCGAUCCCUUCAGCCCUGUGAGUGCCAUCAGAUCAAGUCAUUACAGUAUAGUAACACAGGAGACAUGAUUCUUGUUGUAUCUGGAAGCUCUCAGGCCAAGGUGAUUGACAGAGAUGGUUUUGAAGUAAUGGAAUGUAUAAAAGGAGACCAGUAUAUUGUGGACAUGGCCAACACCAAGGGUCAUACAGCAAUGCUUCAUACUGGCUCAUGGCAUCCCAAAAUAAAGGGAGAAUUUAUGACUUGCUCAAAUGAUGCGACUGUGAGGACGUGGGAAGUUGAAAAUCCAAAGAAGCAAAAAAGUGUGUUUAAACCACGGACGAUGCAAGGCAAAAAAGUCAUUCCCACUACGUGCACAUAUAGUAGAGAUGGAAACCUCAUAGCAGCUGCCUGCCAGAAUGGAAGCAUACAGAUCUGGGACCGAAAUUUGACUGUUCAUCCUAAGUUCCACUAUAAACAGGCUCAUGACUCGGGCACAGACACUUCUUGCGUGACUUUUUCCUAUGAUGGUAAUGUCCUUGCCUCUCGUGGAGGUGACGAUUCAUUAAAAUUAUGGGACAUCCGACAAUUUAAUAAACCACUUUUUUCAGCCUCGGGUCUUCCCACCAUGUUCCCAAUGACUGACUGCUGUUUCAGUCCAGAUGAUAAGCUCAUAGUCACUGGUACAUCUAUUCAAAGAGGAUGUGGCAGCGGCAAACUUGUUUUCUUUGAGCGUAGGACUUUCCAAAGGGUGUAUGAAAUAGACAUCACAGAUGCGAGUGUUGUUCGCUGCCUGUGGCAUCCAAAGCUGAACCAGAUCAUGGUUGGAACUGGAAAUGGAUUGGCUAAAGUCUAUUACGACCCCAACAAGAGUCAGAGGGGAGCAAAAUUAUGUGUGGUUAAAACCCAGCGGAAGGCAAAACAAGCUGAGACUCUAACUCAGGACUACAUCAUCACCCCUCAUGCCUUGCCUAUGUUCCGUGAGCCCCGCCAACGGAGUACAAGGAAACAGCUGGAGAAGGACAGACUGGAUCCCCUGAAGUCGCAUAAACCUGAACCUCCUGUAGCAGGCCCAGGUCGUGGUGGCCGAGUUGGAACCCACGGGGGCACUCUCUCUUCCUAUAUUGUGAAGAACAUUGCUUUGGACAAGACCGAUGACAGUAAUCCUCGGGAAGCCAUUUUGCGUCAUGCCAAAGCAGCAGAAGACAGCCCAUAUUGGGUUUCUCCAGCAUAUUCCAAGACUCAGCCCAAAACCAUGUUUGCCCAAGUUGAAUCUGAUGAUGAGGAAGCAAAGAAUGAGCCAGAAUGGAAAAAACGUAAAAUUUGAAGAAUCUCAUUUGAGAGCUGUUUGCAUGAGUGGGAGGGGUAUGGGACAGGUUUGGGUUUUUUUUUUAUGCUCAUGAAAUUAAAAAUUCAUUUUUAUGAACAGGUUUUGUCCUUUGCAUUAUUGAACUGGUCAAAAGUUUGGUGGCUAGGCUUCACUAAAAUUGUGCUUAAAUUUUCUUACCUGCAACUAUUAAACUGAUUACAGAUAAACAAGAAACAGAUUCUUAGUCUAUUACCAAGUACUUUAGGUAUUUGGAAACUUUAUUCAACAAUUAUUGGUCUUGUCCAGAUUCUCAUAACCUUAGAGAGGAAAAUGUACAUUAAGAUGUGCAUCUGUCUCUAGCAAUUCUAGGAACAUAAUAUAGAAAUAGAGAUCAAAAAGUUUAAUGUUUCUGUAUAAUUUCACAACAGUUGUUUACAUGACUGUAAUUAAUUAGGCUGAGUUCAAACCAAAUACAUUGCCAUACUGGGAAAGAGCAUUAUCUCAUUAUCCUUCAAUAGCAGAAUACAGUGGUUAAGAGUUAGGAGUGGGCUUUGAAGUCAGACUCAUGUGGAUUCAAGUCCUGGCUUUGCUCUUUACUUCUGGGUCAUCUUAAGAGAGUUAUUUAACUUUUCUUUUCUAGCCUCAGAUGAUGAAAUAGUACGUACUUUGCAGGUUCGUCAGAAGAAUUAAAUGGGACAUGCCUCACAGAGCAUUUAGUACAGUACCUGGAACACAGUAAAUGUAUACCAAAUAUUUGCUAUUUUAAAAUAGGGCUAAUAUUUACUUUGCUUGGUUUUUAUCAGUAUUAAAUUAGAAAGGUAUAGAAUUGCUUUGUAAAUGUAAAGACUAAACAGAAGACAUUAAAAAUUAUUCUAAAAAA
Molecule: messenger RNA, 2877 nt
Organism: Homo sapiens (human)
Lineage: Eukaryota; Metazoa; Chordata; Mammalia; Primates; Hominidae
Gene: WDR70
Product: WD repeat domain 70
Exons: 18
Coding region: 51-2015 (654 amino acids)
Source: RefSeq, marked validated